This is a messenger RNA of Formica exsecta, 1681 nucleotides long. RefSeq names its product deoxynucleoside kinase-like. Gene Ontology annotation, molecular function: ATP binding; deoxynucleoside kinase activity. Bases 367 to 1074 code for a protein of 235 amino acids. The record is from RefSeq and is a predicted model, not a curated record. Lineage: Eukaryota; Metazoa; Arthropoda; Insecta; Hymenoptera; Formicidae. Gene Ontology annotation, cellular component: cytoplasm; mitochondrion. Gene Ontology annotation, biological process: nucleobase-containing compound metabolic process. The transcript is spliced from 4 exons.
CAUGUGACGCACAAACAUGGCGAUGUAUACUUUUGGCGGGAAACACAUUCCUCGUCCAGUAGUCCAGAUCCAGCAUGUGUUAUGUAUGGCAGUGCAUCGACAUCAGUCUACACCAGUCAACAUUAGUCGAUUUGCAUGGUCACAAUACGUAUUUUUCGAACAGUUUUAUAGUGUUACGUGACGAAUAUAUAUGAUAAUACAAAGGAUAUAUAAGAGACAACUGUAUUUCUCUAACCUCAAGAAAUUCUUGCAAGUGGUCUAUGUAAAUCGAUAACAGACAAUAAACCGGAUAUAGUUAUCAUCAAGAUAAUUACCAUAGGUUUGUAUAUAGGUUCAGGAAGACGCUGCUCUAUUUGUAUCAAGAUAAUGGCCUCCCCACGAAAAUUCUACAACAAUCCAUUUACAAUCUGUAUAGAAGGAAAUAUUGGAAGUGGUAAAACAACAUUUUUGAAUCACUUCCAAAACUUUAACAAUGCUACAAUUUUACAAGAACCAGUGGAUUUAUGGCGAAAUGUGGCUGGAGUAAAUUUGCUGGAUCUCUUGUACAAGGACCCAAUAAAUUAUGCCUUUAUAUUUCAAUCGUAUGCUCAAUUAACUAGGCUAAAAUUACACACUAUGAGCACACUGUCGCCCUAUAAAGUUAUGGAAAGAUCCAUAUUUGGUGCAAGAUGCUUUUUAGAAAAUAUGAAACGUACAAAGAUGAUACAAGAUGUAGAGGUGGUAAUUUUAGAAAAAUGGUAUGAUUGGUGUAUGGAAAACACUAAUAUAAGAGCAGACUUAAUAGUAUAUCUAAGAACUACGCCAGAAGUUGUGUAUCAAAGAAUGCAGGCACGUGGACGCAAAGAAGAAGACCCUGUAUCGUUAGAAUAUCUAAGACAAAUCCACGAAAUUCACGAUGACUGGCUCUAUAGGCAAACUUUAUUCUCUUUACCAGCGCCGGUUAUGAUUAUAGAUGGUGACAAAAGUCUCGAGGAAAUGGUGCCACAAUUUGAAAAAUGCAAAGAUCGGAUACUUAAAGAGAAAACUGGCACAUCAAACACUACAAGCUCGAUAAUUCUAAAUACUAAAGCAUAAUAAUAUAAUGCCUUGAACUUGACGAACACAAUUUGAAUAUUGUACUUAUUUAAUAGAUGAUUAUACGUAAUUCUCGUAAUAAUAUGCACGUAAAUUUUUCGCGCAUAUUAUAUUCUGAUAUUUUAAAAAGUAUAUUUAAAAUUCCAGGUUUAAUAUUAUAAUAUUAGUUUUUAUGACUUACCUUCAGAGAUUGAAAUGACACUGUGUUUUGGAAAGGUGGGCUGAUUGUCAUUGACAUCGAUUAUCCGCACGCUCAAUGCAGCCGUGCCGGUUAAUUGUGGAUUCCCUUGGUCGGUUGCGAUGAUAGUUAGCCUAUAUUUUUCACGGACUUCACGAUCUAGGACUAUAUUGGUUCUUACGACUCCACUAUACGGCGGACUUAUGGUGAAAGCAUUAUCCGGAUUACCGUCCACAAUAUGAUAUAAGAUUCUACUGUUCAGACCUUGAUCAGCGUCAUUUGCUGAAAGCUACGGCAGCAAAUAUUGACGAAUGUAAAGAUGUGUAUAUCCAGUUGUAUACAUUUUUAUAUCGGUAUAUUCUAUAUUUUUAUAUCUUUAUUAAUGUACUAUAAAAUAUAUAAAGAAAAUACAAAUAUCCGAUAUUUGAA